This is a messenger RNA of Folsomia candida, 4689 nucleotides long. RefSeq lists its product as uncharacterized. Gene Ontology annotation, molecular function: zinc ion binding; ubiquitin conjugating enzyme binding; ubiquitin protein ligase activity. Gene Ontology annotation, cellular component: cytoplasm; ubiquitin ligase complex. Gene Ontology annotation, biological process: positive regulation of proteasomal ubiquitin-dependent protein catabolic process; ubiquitin-dependent protein catabolic process; protein polyubiquitination. The record is from RefSeq and is a predicted model, not a curated record. Bases 1998 to 3959 code for a protein of 653 amino acids. The transcript has 10 exons. Lineage: Eukaryota; Metazoa; Arthropoda; Collembola; Entomobryomorpha; Isotomidae.
AUGGUUAAGUGUCAAGUGAAAAUUUGCACACAUGGUGUUGUCAACUUGACAAUUUAAUUUCAUACAUGUUCAGAUUUUGUGAGGUGUACUUUUACAAAAAAAAUCUUGAAUAAUGUGUACCUGCUUAAAGAGUACAUAAUACAUUGGACCCAGGCAUUUUAAGGCUUCUUCCCAAUGAAAUGUUCUGAUUGUGAUCAAUGGAUUUACAACACAUUGAGUUAAAUUAAUGGGUGUGAGAAUCGUUGCUGCAUGAAACGAGACUAUUACUAAAAUCAAAAUGAACUUGCAACAUAACUUGCACGCUGUGCCUGCAUAGCUGAACGAAGCAAAAGUGCAACUUCAAUCACUCGCAGAGCAGAUGGAAUGUUAAAGAAAACGGACGAGAAAACCACAAAGCCUUAAAAGCUACAUUUGCAAGAAUGCCGGUUGAGUCAGUCAGUCAGACUACGUCAGAAUAAAAAGCGGAUCCUGUUGUAAAAUUGAUUCAUAAUAAUAAGUGAGCUAACAAAAGUUUCGUUUCAUAUGUGCAUUUGUGGUGAGCAGUGCAUGCAUAUGUUGUCGUGCGACGAAUUUCUGUGGAUCCUCCAUCCACUGUUGGAACAAAUGCCAUACAAGAAAGAAAUUUGACAUUGUGACAUUUGAGUCGAUAUAGGCAUAUGUAGAAUAGAGCAGUAGCCACAAAGAACUUGAAGGCACAAGACUCAAUUGUAGUGAAUUGUCUGCAAAAGUUCUGCUACCGGAGUUUGUUGGUGACAUACAACAACAAGCCAACAACAGUAUUCCACAGCAUUUUGUGCAGAUCUGCUACGUAUGUGAAUAGCAAAAGCUAACAGCUAAAAGGUCUGUUGCUAUUCUAUCUGCUUCGAAGACUGGCUCUGUGUGUGUGUGUGUCGAUGAAAAGCUUGCGCUGUUUCUGCACCAGCUCGUGUUCUUUGUCGUAGCGAGCUAGUAAAGCAUCAAAGUUGUUGAGAGAAGUUCAGUUCGCCUUCAGUCUACCGUUGGGGUUGAACCUCACCAGCCAACAUUUAUAAAAACGAGACUCUUUUUACAUUAUUCAGUGGGUAUACAUAUGUAUGGACGGAUUUCAACACCUUCAGUUUCUCAGAAACCGUACAUUUCUCAGAAUUACAUGUUCUGAAAUAUUUCUCCAAUUUAGCAAGAAAUAUAAAAAUUGCUAAUUUCCACCAACGUUCCAGAGGGAGAAUUCUCGAGAUUGGGAGAUACGCGAAACAAGUAAAGGUUGGAUAAAAUUGAUCGAUAUAUUGAACGUGGAGUGGAGUUUUGUCAAUUCAAAACUAUCCAUUACAUCCUGUGAGUUGCUGAUACAUACUUUACAGACCUGGAUUGCUUGCAAAUUUACAUAUACGGAUUUAGACUGUCUCGGUUUUGGAAAAACAGGAACACUUACUGAGCGUCUCCUCAUAACGUGCUAGGAACGUGUGCUCCUUGUACUUCCAUAGUUUACAAAUCCGUGCCAAAAUAGCAUGCAGAUUGUAUUUGGCAUACAUCCUUUUCGGUGAUCACGUUUCUGCAGAGUGUUUUCAAUCAUAUCAACAACUCACCCUCGCCACUCAACCAAGGAAGAAAGAAGACGGUUCAGGAAUAUUCACACUUUCUAAUGUCAAACGGCCAACAUCCGGCGGAACUAGUGCUCCUAUUUUACCGCUGCUAUUAGGAACUGUUGCAUUAUCGUCAAUGCUUUCAUUGUUUACUUUGAUUGUUUGGAAGAAUAUUGCAUUGGAAGCAACAUGUCGUCAAUAUUUCACCUUCUUCUCAACAAAUAAGUGAAUAAGUGUGUUACUCACUAAACAAGAGAAUCAUUCUGUACAAUAAUUAUACGCGAGUGAACUUUAAUGAACGUUUCUUGUGGGGUGAAUGAAUUGCUAUCCCGGAACAGAAGUUGGAUUUGUGGGAACGCAAAGAAAGUUUUUCAUAGUGUGUCGUUGUUCCUUUUGGUUCUGCUUAUGAGUGAGUGUGUUUGAGGAAAAGUGAUAAUAAUGCCAACAAACUUGAAAGAUUUGAAAAGUCUGCUGAGUCGAUCUCGCUCACGUAAUGAGUUGAAGAGUCGGGGAGAAAAGGAUGGCGAAUCUUUGUCGUCCAUCGAUGCUGGAAGUAAUGAGGGCAACAAAGACUGUCCCGGUGGAACAACGGCAACAACAACAUCAGGCCAUCAUUUUAGCAACAGCGUGUGCGGAGGAUCUGCAUUACCUCAUCAGCAACAACAUGCUCACCGUUUUGACCAAUUUCAACGUGACUGUGAUACUUUCUCCUCCUUUGGUAGAAAUGCACCUUAUGGAGGAAUGAGAAAUUGCGGUGGCAGCUGUAGUCAUCUCGUGCUAUCGUAUUCUGAAUGGCCCACCUCCUCACCUGCUGCCGGGACCGCGGUCGGAAAUGACUUUCUUUUGAACACAAAGAGUCCAAAGUCAUCAGUUCAACCAGACCAACCAGCCCAACAACACUCUGCAUCUCGUCCCGGUGGGAUCAUGAGAAAAUGUGAAACAGUCAUAACCCUCUCAACCCUUGUUGGAAAUGGGAGUCACCACCAUCAGCAUCACCAACCAAAUGUCGGUGGUAAUACUUGUUGUGGGGCAGCAGAAAGCCAUGCCACUCAUGGCUCCGGAACUAGUGAAAAAGCAAAAGUUACGAAAAACAAGACGUUAUCCACCUCAUCCUCAACCCUCAAUUGUCUCCUGCAUUCGACGAGCAGAAGUAAACUUUUCUCGGGUUGGAAACUUUCAAACAACGGCAGCAGCGGUAGUUCCGGUAGUAGUUCUUCUGAUUAUCCAGAGUUUGCGGCUUCUUCAAUCAGUGGUAGUGGCGGUGGAGUCACUGGUCCUAAAGUUUGUGGUUCUAUCAAUGACACCACAGAUGUUCAACAUCAAAUUUUGAAAAGUCAACUGUCCAUUCCUGAAAGUAGUUCUGGAGGAGUCGUUCUACUGACACCGUUGAAUCGUCUCCGGAGAAAUAUUUCAAUUAAUAACGCCUUCUACGGUGGAGGUGGAACAAAUUCCUCCUACUCGAGAUCUAGCAGUGUAGCGUCCUUUGGUUGGAGAGACCAGGAUGAAAACAUUUCUCCCGAAAUUAUGUGCCGACUCUGUCUCUGUGCUGUGAAGGAAGAAGACACGGUGGAAAUCUCAGCCUGUUCAUGUCGAUAUUGCAAAGAUUGUAUCACAGCAUACAUUACUUUUGAAAUUCAAGAGGGAGCAGACGAGAUUGCUUGUCCUGAUGCGAGUUGCCAGUUGCAGGGCGUUUUAUUGAUCUCUGAGUUGGAGACGUUGGUCUCAACCAGUUUGCUGGAGAAACACAAAAAGUUUCGCCUUUAUAGGGAGGUAGAAAAGGACGGACAUUUAGUAUGGUGCCCAACGCCUGGAUGUGAGACGAUAUGCCGUAUUCAAGAAUCUAAUUUAGAUGUUCAUGUCGAUGGAAAAUCCCGUAAAUCUCACGGAGUCUCUACUAAUAAAUCUCUGACAAUCAAUUGCACUACGUGCAAUUCCAGCUUUUGUGCAGAAUGUAAAUUGAGUUGCCAUCCUACAAUCUCAUGUGAAGCUUUCAGAAGAAAAUUAAUUAAACAAGGAAAGUUAAGUGUAGACGAUGAAGAAUUAUUUUCUCUGGACUGCAUUAAAAAGUGUCCAUUUUGUCACGUUCCAAUCGAGAAGGAUUCUGGUUGUGCGCAGAUGAUGUGCAAGAAAUGCAAACAUGUCUUUUGCUGGUACUGCCUGGCUUCUCUCGACGACGACUUUCUUCUGCGGCACUAUGAUAAAGGACCAUGCAAAAAUAAACUGGGCCACUCUCGAGCAUCCGUUGUAUGGCACCGAGCACAAGUUAUUGGGAUAUUUGCUGGAUUUGGGGUACUCGUCUUACUCGCAUCUCCAUUGCUAAUUCUGGCUGCUCCGUGUCUGCUCUGUUGUCGGUGUCGGUAUUGCGCCAAGGAUUCGGAAGACUCACCUGUUCACGUCUAAAGGAGUUGGAUAAAAAAUCAAAUUUUGUAGGAAAUUCUCCCAAAUUAGCUACUACGUUUUACAUUAUCGUUUAAAUUAUUCGGGAUUAUGUAGAAACCCAACUUUUAAACUGGUCACCACCAUCACUCACUCACUCACUGCAAGAACUCUUGUGAUACUUUUUGAAGUGGACGUUACAUGUUCAAUUGCGUGUAUGCCCACAUUUUAUUUACAUUUUUAUAUGAUUUUGAUUUAGGAUAAAUCAAAGCUACUAAUUGUAAUUCCUACUUCAUCACGUAUUUAUUUGUAUGUUAAUCGAAAAUAUUUUUCAUGUUUUGUGCGAUUAUUAAUGUGAUGAGAGAGGUUUGAAUUUAAAUUAAUGUCUGACUGAUAUUGUUCAUAAAUUGAUCGUUGCUGCUAGUCCUGUCGUCGCUUGUAAUUUAUGACCACUGCAUUAUAUGAAUUAUUUAACUUAUUUAUUUCUACAAACCCUCAAUGCAACCUAUUACAUCGUGUCGUACAACUUAAAUUGUAAUACCAGAUUCCUAUUCAUAAAACAAAUGUGUGCCAACAAUCGAAAAUCUUAUAGUAUAUUUAGCUAUUCGUGUGUAAACGCUACCUUCAUGUACUACUACAAUUAUUAUACAAAGCUACUGAAUGUCAAAUGUGAUGGUUAUUUAUGUGAUUACUUGUUUCAUUUCAAGUAAAUCGAAAGUCAAUAAGAUACAACAAUUUGCGAUUAAUCAAUUGA